Molecule: messenger RNA, 1310 nt
Organism: Scleropages formosus (Asian bonytongue)
Lineage: Eukaryota; Metazoa; Chordata; Actinopteri; Osteoglossiformes; Osteoglossidae
Gene: dhrs1
Product: dehydrogenase/reductase (SDR family) member 1
Exons: 9
Coding region: 74-1006 (310 amino acids)
Source: RefSeq, a predicted model, not a curated record
CCUGCUCGGUGCUACAGAAGAGCUGUCGGACUUCGAUCCGGGGCUCUUCGGCGUGGCCAGAAAGGGGAGGAUCAUGGCUCUGUCCGGCUGGGUGUGUCUGGUGACUGGGGCGUCAAGGGGCAUCGGAAAAGGCAUCGCCCUGCAGCUGUCGGAGGCCGGAGCCACUGUCUACAUCACGGGCCGCCAAGAGGAAACAUUGAAGGAAACAGCUGCCGAGGUAAAAGAGAGGGGUGGGGACUGCGUUCCAGUAUUGUGUGACUCGUCAAAGGAGGGCGAAAUCAAAGAUCUGUUUGAGCGGAUCGGGCGCGAGCAGAAAGGUAGACUUGACAUCCUGGUCAACAAUGCGUACGCUGGAGUGCAGACAAUAUUUGACAACAUGGGGAAAAAAUUCUGGGAAGUUGACCCUUCUAUGUGGGAUACCAUUAACAACACGGGCCUCAGGGGUCACUACUACUGUACAGUGUACGCUGCCAGGAUGAUGGUGCCUCAAGGUCGGGGGCUUAUUGUGGUUAUUUCUUCUUUGGGGGGUCUGAGGUACCUCUUCAACGUGCCGUACGGGGUUGGCAAGGUGGCUUGUGACAGGCUGGCUGCAGACACUGCGCUGGAGCUCAAAAACACUGGAGUGGUCUCUGUCAGUCUGUGGCCAGGAGCCGUGAAGACUGAGCUCAUCACCGAGUUCAUCACUACGAAGGAUCUGGUCCCUGGAAUCAAGCCUGCAUCCAGAAAAGUGUUUGCCAAUGGAGAAACGACAGAACUGAGCGGAAGAUGUAUUGUUGCACUGGCCAAAGAUAAGAAUCUGAUGUCAGUGACGGGGAAGGUCCUCAUGACAUGUCACCUGGCACGUCGCUAUGGAUUUCGAGAUAUUGAUGGUCGCAGUGUAACUGACUACACCUCAUUCAAGUUCCUCCUGUCCCAGGUGCCAUACCUGUCUUGGCUGUCUGUUCUCAUUCCCUCCUUCGUCAGGGUGCCAAAGUUCAUCUUGACCCUCGCUAACAGCAAGUUCUGAACUACGCAGGAUGCUGCGUCAUGACUGGAAAUUCCUUGCAAUCCAUUGUUUCUGUGGGGUAUAUUUAACCAGCUUUACGUACUUACAGGGUCCUCAGAAAAAGUUAACCACCAAAGUUUAAUGUUCUAACUUGGAUCAAAUUAAGUAUCAGCAUGGAAUGUAUACUUUUCUUUUGAACAAAAGAUUAAAAAUGUUGAACUGAGUGUUAGGUGGAAGCUGAAGUGCAGCUGAGGUGCAGGAAAAAGAACUGGAGAAAAUAUUCAGUAAAUGCUAUUGGUUAAUAAACUGCUGAUUUUGUCUUAAA